AUGGAGCAUAAUCCUUCUUUUUCUUCUGUACACCCAAUUGAGGGAAUUCAGACGGCAAAUAAGAACAUCUACAGUUACUUUAUGAAAAAUGACAACUCAUACUGUGUUGAUAGUAAGCAUAGAUACUCUUUGUACAGAAAAGAGACAGACAAAACAUAUAUUGUGGUUAUAUCCAAAUAUGAAAGUAAUACAGGAGACUACACUUAUAAGCACAACAGCAACUCAAUAGAGAUGGAGUGCUUAAUAGGGGAGAGUAAGCACAAUCUACAUACAAAAAAAGUUACUCUUUCCAACCUGUUCAAAACAAUCAGAGAGAUAGAAUAUUCUUUGCCUGGAACAGAGGACAUAAAAGCAAGUGAUAUCUUUAUAGGGCUUGUCUAUCCAGAUGGGCUGAAUCGAGUCAGUAUUAUGAACAUGGUUGAUUCUGUGCUAAAUCACUCUGGGUUCAAAGGCAUCCUUCUUCUUCCGCUGACCCUUAGUGUGUGCUUUGGCCUGGGCCUGUCUAACUCAGUUGUAUACAGCGAAAUGGACAAAACCGUUACUCUUGUUGAAGAUAACUGUGUGUUUGACACCUUCACUGCAGAUCGGCCAGGUAGCACCACAUUAUAUGGAAGCGAUGUGGUUGAAGAAUUUCUGCGAAAGGAAGAACCAGUAAAGAACACGCUGGAAAUGGCCUGUUUUAUGUGCAACGUGCCCUUUGAAGUAUCUGAGUUUGGCAUGCAUUUUCUUAAUAAGCAUAUGAUAGAUAUAUAUGCAGACCAGAAGCACAGCGACACGCUUCUCCAUAAAUGUGUGCCAAAGGAAGAAGCGCCUGCAGUGGAAGAGCCCACGUGCACAGAUCUAGAUACUGUAGGAAAAGACAUGCUAAGAAAGCUUGCACCGCCUGAGCGAAGUACAAAAAUUACAUCAACAGUUGUUUUCAUAACGAAUAAGUCUAUUCCAGAGGCAAAGGCCGAAGCUGAGGAUGAGACGCAUGAAAACGAAGGCGCCGAAGCAGAGCCAGCAGAUAGCCAUGCUACUCCAGAACCUGCUAUAAAAAUAGUGCCUCCCAUAAUUGAUGAAUCCACCACAUCAACCAUUCUUUAUGUUGAAGAUAAGAAAAAGGCACACACUGCAUGGAAUGGUGUAUUUGCGCUUGCUAACAUUGAGCCAUCUAAGGAUCUGUGGCUUACAGACAAAGAGUGGCGGUCUGUGGGGCUACGAGUUCUUAAAGAAAAAGUUCUUUUUUCUAUAUAGAAGUUCCUCUAAAUGGCUUAGAUGAGCAAAUACACUGCAUAUGUGCAUAGCCAGAGUAUGUGAUGGUUCCUCUGCUAAAAAGCGAU
Messenger RNA from Nematocida parisii ERTm1, 1322 nucleotides. RefSeq lists its product as uncharacterized. The record is from RefSeq and is a predicted model, not a curated record. The transcript has a single exon. NCBI's taxonomy places the organism in Eukaryota, Fungi, Microsporidia. Bases 1 to 1236 code for a protein of 411 amino acids.